Messenger RNA from Polypterus senegalus (gray bichir), 1359 nucleotides. It is a transcript of the gene commd5, whose product is annotated as COMM domain containing 5. The transcript is spliced from 7 exons. NCBI's taxonomy places the organism in Eukaryota, Metazoa, Chordata, Cladistia, Polypteriformes, Polypteridae. Gene Ontology annotation, cellular component: nucleus. The record is from RefSeq and is a predicted model, not a curated record. Bases 211 to 876 code for a protein of 221 amino acids.
CAAACCUUUCACAUGACACACUGGGUCAACCCACGUGACACUUUUAGUCUCUGGUUUUGGAGACUAUGUUUUGUUAACCUUAAGAGAUUUUUUUCCAGCUUGAAUGGAUUUUCCAGAUAGUAACAGGUGACGUUGUUUACUUAAUCGUCAGAGGAUUGUUUAGCGAAAAGGAAAAAGAAGGAUUUUAUACAACCGGUUAUUAUUGGUGAGAUGGCUGGAGCUGGAAAAACGGCGGCUGUACCUCCCUCCGUGGUUCACGACAGAAGCAAUUUCCUCGGCGCCAGGAUCCCCACAGAGGUGGAUGCCUUGCCCAAACAUCUUCAAGAUCUGGAUAAAGAAGCGUUCAGAAAACUUUUGAGGGCUGUAGUAAAAGCUCUGGAAGGAGAGGACAGCCGAGAAUCUGUUAGAAAAAUUGCAGAAAGUGGAGUGGUGCCUGAAGAAAGGAUGAGCUACAUUAUUGCCGGAAUGUACACUUUAUUGAAGGAGGCAUUAAGGCUUCCACUGUCAUCUCUUAAACAAGAGGUAUUUAAAGAGGACUUGAGGGAUCUAAGGAUACCAGAAGAAUUUAUUUUGGAUUUUGCCAGUGUAGUGUUUGGAAGCAGGCGUGCUGAACUUGAGGCUGCUGCUGCACUGGAAAGGCCUCAGCUACCAAGCAUUGUUGAUUUUAAGUGGAGAGUUGAUGUGACAAUUUCAACAAGCUCCCUAGCACGUGCUUUGCAGCCUUCAAUACUUAUGCAGAUGAAGUUGUCUGAUGGAACUGCUUAUCGAUUUGAGGUGCCAGUUUCGAAGUUCCAGGAGCUCCGUUACAAUGUAGCACUUAUUUUAAAAGAGAUGAAUGAUUUAGAGAAGCGAAGUGUUCUGAAAAUACAAGACUAAUGGGUGUUUUUUUUUAUUUUUAUAUUUUACAUGAAGAUUUGGAGUUUUCCUGUAAAUAAGACAAAAUUCUGUACAUAACCUUGUUUUCACUUAAGAUAAAUGAUUUUUCAGCAGCUUUAAGUAUUAAAGAAUAAAAUAACUUAAUCAUGUUCACUAAUUUUUUUUCUGUUUCUCAUGUACAAUGAGCAUUAAUGUUACUAGAUUGUGAAUUGUUCUAGUCCAUUUUUGCUUCAUUUCAGGCCUUCUUGGUUAUAAUUUUGAGUGAGUAAUUACUUUUGGCUCUUCACUGGCAAUUGCUAGAUUAUUAUAUUUUAAAUGUUUUAGCCAUGUUUAACCCAGCAAGUACAGCUAAUGUAUUCUGUGUAAAAUAUAGCAGUGUGCUUACCAACAUCUAGAGAUAAGAAAGAAUAUCCAGUCAUUUUAACAGAAAAUGAAAUGGUCAAUAUACUGUAUUGUACACCUUGUUAACAAAAGUGGAAAACA